This is a messenger RNA of [Torrubiella] hemipterigena, 4935 nucleotides long. Lineage: Eukaryota; Fungi; Ascomycota; Sordariomycetes; Hypocreales; Clavicipitaceae. The record is from the annotation of a GenBank genome assembly.
CAGGCAGGAACAAUUAUCUGAAAGCUCGCGAUAUCAAGAACACAGGCUCCUAUCACCUUGACAACCGCGUAAUUUUCGCGUGCGACGAGAGGAAAGAGCCGUUUCGUCGCCCGGUAUAUAUAUCUGCAUUCGAUACAGCUCUUGACUUUUUUAUUCGACUCCAAAACUCGCUGGCUGGCUUAGGGUCGCUCUGUACAACCGCGACAGUGCCCGUCCCCCGGUCUUGCGCUGGCCCUUUUUCCUCGUGCAAUCAACCAUCAUUCGCGAGUCAAUUCUUUCCAGCUGCAUAUAGAACGCAACCGACAAAAUGGCGUUCUCUUCUUUUGCCAGCGCACCGAACGCAAUGGCAGCGGCAGGCGGCAAUGCUGGCGCUGAUGCUAGCUCUAGUUCUGGUCCUGAACUGCAAACUAUUCAGACAGAGGCUCUCGGAUUUCUUUCGAUUGCGGGCGAUGCAAAAGUACGACUAACUUCGCCCUGGGAAAACGCCCCCUCGAAUUCGUCGUCUCUCCUUAGCAUUGCAUCUCGAAAAGGCUUGAUAGCCGCCGCUGGUCCUGACCAUAUUUCAUUUUCGUCUACCGAAUCAGUACGAAAGGCCUUCGAAUCUCCCAAGGAUGGCGACUCCGACAUUCGCAAGUACCAACCUCAGCUGAACAUUCCCAUGCCAAUGCGCAUCUCUCAAGUAGCGUUCACGGCAGAUGAAAACUACUUGAUUCUCUCUGCAGAAACUGGAGGUGGUCUAGCUGUUUACGAGGUCGCUUCUCUGCUUCAAGGCUCAACAAACUCUGCUUUCGAACUUCCGACUGGUGGCGAGACUCUUCGCUCGCUCAUCCCGAAUCCUACAGUCGAACGAGCCGAACUGUGUGCCAUUGUAACAAGUUCUGGAAGCCUGCACAUGGCCAACUUGAAGGACAAACAGCUCAGCAAUCCUCUCAAGAGCCAGGUUAGCUGUCUCAGCUGGAGUGCCAAGGGCAAGCAGCUCUGUGCCGGCCUCGCAGACGGAACAAUUGUACAAAUGACACCAGAGGGAGACACAAAAGCCCAAAUCCCCAUCCCUCCGGGCUUUAGCAACUGUCACGUAUCAUCGCUUACAUGGCUGGAGAACCAUCUCUUCUUGGCUAUCUAUACAAUCAAUGGGCAAACAUCGUCAACGUACCAGAUCAUCACUAGACAACCGCCGUCUAGCUUUACAUUUCAAAAGAUUAAUGACCCUGUCCAGCCCUACGGUGGAGAUAAAGCACCCCACCACACUUUGCUGAGACUGAGAGACUUCCCGCCUGACCUCCAGGACUUGCUUAUUGUUGCAUCUACUGCGUCUACUGAAGUCGGCCUUCUUAGUCGGUCUACCAAGGCGUUGGCCGCCGACAACCAAGUGACUGGCGCGUUCACCAUGACAGAGCUGCUAGAUGAUACGAAACGACCAACAUUACCGAUGACUGAUUCUUAUGCAGACUCGGUCCCUGUUGGUGUUGCUCUCGACUUAUCCGCCACCGAAAAGGUGUACCGACCAAUCCCUUCUGAAGAAGAGUUGAACGAGUCCCACACCGCUCUCCCCGGUCUUUGGAUUCUUACACAUGAGGGUGUUUUGUGUUCCUGGUGGUUGGUAUAUACGGACUCUGUGAAACAGGCAAAGGCAUACCCUGGCCUUACUGUUGCAGGCGGUGCUUCUGCUCCUGCUCCCGCAGCACAAGCAGCUCCUGCAGCAACACCCGCCAACCCGUUUGCUUCUUCAUCCGCAUCGCCGUUCGGAGCCACCGCUCCAGCCGCUGGUGGUUCCGCCUUUGGAGCAUCAUCCCAGCUUGGACAAAAAGCAUCGCCGUGGGGCGCAAGCACAACUGCCCCUGCCGCAACUGGCGGUCCAACCUUUGGAUCUAGCACGUUUGGAAGUUCAACACCGGCAUCUAACACAGCCUUUGGAAAGACAUCGUCCCUCGGGUUUGGUCAGUCAUCUCAACUUGGUCUUAAAAGCUCACCUUGGGGCGCUGCAGGCGCAACCGGAGGCUCAGCUUUUGGACAGUCCGGGUUUGCAAGCUUUGCGAAUAAGAGCGGUAACCAGAGCGCCUUCGGGUCUCCUUCUGUCAAUGCUGCUCCAGCGGAAAAGCCCGCUGCGGCACCUGCACCCAGUGGCUUCGCCAGCUUUGCCAGCCAAGGCGGAUUUGGCUCUCUUGGAGGAAAUACGUCGACAGGCGUCUUCGGUAGCGGUAGCAAACCCUCCGUUACUCCUUUUGGUGCUCUAACAUCUUCCACGAAUAACACAAACAGUAGCAAUCCAUUUGCAGUCAAGUCGGAGGACAAGCUGGCUGGCAGUGUAUUUGGUUCUACGCCCUUUAAACUGGAAAGCUCCUUCAAACCAGACGGCUCAGCAAAGGAUGAUGCUCCUAAGCCCACCGGCUCGGGUUCUUCCAUGUUUGGUUCUGCCUUUGGCUCGGCUCUUACUAACAGUUCCAGCAAGGCUGACUCAACUCCCGCUGCGAAAGACGAGGAUAUGGAUGUUGGAGAGGCUCGCGAAGAGCCACCCCAACCUAAAGCUCCUACUAGCUCUCUCUUUUCUCCUAAGCCCGCGGUUGAGUCAACUACUCCCACAACAACCCCCGCGGCACCUAGAUUUGGGGAGCCUGCCACACCGGCUCCCGGAACGUCUCUUUUCGGACAGCCUACAAAGCUUGGGGGAAGCUUUGCCAGCGGUGGUCUCUUUGGUUCCAGCUCGACGACACCAAAGCAGACUUCGUCCAUCUUUGGGCAACCUAAGACUAGUGAGCCGAAGAUCAAGGUUGAGGACGAACCCGAGGCACCGUUGCCACCUGACUCGACUAGCAAAGCUGCAUACCCAUUGGGUGACUCUUCUGCCUCAUCUGCUGCUUCAAGUGCCCCUAGCCAACCGUUUGGCGCUCUAGUGACACCCGCCAAGCCUGACCCUGCUCCUUUCCCACCGUUUAGCAUGACACCAAAGCCAUCGAAGCCUGCUGAGGAUUCACCCCUUCCACCAGAUUUCACCAAGAGCAAACCGCCUGAGCCAGCGUUGCCUCCAAUUGCAGCAUCUAAAGCAGCGAGUACGACUAAGCCGGUGAAUGAUGCCCCCCUUCCACCAGACUUUACCACGUCUAUCAAGAAGAGCAUUGAGGCCCCCCUUCCUCCCGAUCCUACCAAGCCUUCUUCAGCAGCGUCUAGCUUUGUUCUUCCCAAGGCUCCUUCUAAGGAAAGCUCAAACUUACCUGCAUUUACGGAUGGUUCUGAUGAUGAAGAGGAAGAAGAGGAAGAAGAGGACGAACAAGAAGAGGAGGAAGAGGAAGAGGAACAAGAAGAAGAGGAUGAUGAUGAUGAUGAGGCAGAAUUCGAUGAAGAAGAUGGGUCUGAGGGCAGUGGCGUUGACGUUGCCAAAGAUCUCAGCCCUCAAACUCAUGGUUUCAUGCACACUCCUGGAUACACCCCCCAGAGCUCGUUUGACGGAUUUGCAAGCACUACACCAGCGACCGAACGACCGCAAGAGUCGCGCACCCUAUUCGGCGAGAUUACCCGUCAAGCUCCUCUCUUUGGCCGUCCUAGCGCCCCUAGUCCUAGAUCUCCUAGUCCUCUUCGCAACGCUAUUCCUGAUCGCGUCAUCCGCUCAGAGGCAUCUCGAUCAGUCAGUGCGCCGGGAAUGGCAUCGCAAAUUCUGGGACCCAAGGCUUCCCAAUCUCAGCGUGGAGUUGGGGCUAUCCCCCGUCAGCCCGAUGCGGUUGAUCCCUUCAUGCUCCAGCACAGAAAGCUGCGGGAGAAGCAAGAGGCUGAAGAAGCGCAGCCUUUGGUUGAUGAAGAAGGAGACGAAAUCCAACGCAUCCUGGCAUCCGAAAUUGAAGGCACGUUGGAGCUAGACGAGUUUAUCGCCCACUCCAACGUUGCUCCACCGGCCAAAGAAAGCAUCCCGGCCCAAGUCGAAGCUGUAUAUCGCGAUAUUAACUCAAUGAUCGAUACACUGGGACUAAACGCUAGAACCAUUACGGCAUUUACCAAGGGACACAUCGAAAGUGCCAACGAGGAUGGCCGUGGUCCUGAGGACCUGGAAAUUCCCGACGACUGGGUCCUAUGCGAAGUUGAGGAUCUUGGCGAUGUUCUCGACAACGAACUCUACACCGAUCUCGAAGAAGGCCAGGUUCAAGACCUAGAGGACAAGCUUGAUGGAUGCCAAGACCUUGCGAAGGAUGUCCAGCGUCUUCGAGCGAAGCAGGAAGACCUCCGCCGAGUCAUCAUGGCGCGAAUGGACCCUAACCAAGCUGAUGUUGCUCGCUCGCUGCCUUUGAGCGCCGAGCAGAGCGCUCAGCAGAAUGAGCUUCGAAGAGAAUUUGCUGCUUUCUCGAAACUCCUUUCGGAGGCUGAGGAAGCUACUACGCUGCUGAAGGCUAGAAUUGCAUCAGCAUCCAGCUCAACUGGUCGCGGCAGCACCAACGUCCCAACGGUUGAGGCUGUCAUGCGCACCAUUUCGAAAAUGACAACAAUGGUUGAGAAGCGCAGCGGCGAUGUUGACGUACUUGAGACACAACUCCGCAAAAUCCGCCUGGCGUCUGCUAGCCGAGAUGGUUCGCCAAUGGCUACGCCCCAGGCGAGAAGAAGCAUCAUGAUGUCGCCGGAUUCUACUCCUGCGCGCAACUUGCGCCAAAGUUUGUCGUCGAGCAUAGCAUUUGGCUCUACAGUCCGAGCCACCCCGCCAAGAAAGAAGCUCAGCGGCUUCAGCAAAGAAGAAAAGGGAGACUUGAUGGAGAAGAGAGCCCGUAGACAGGCCGUAUUAGAGAAGCUAAAGGGCAGCGUCGAGAAGCGCGGCGUCAACGUUUGGAACCUCGAAGAUAUUGAAUGAGGUAGAGAUUGAUUAGGAUGUUGGACGAAUAAUUAUAUCUAUAAGGACUUGAUGUCCUAGUGUUAGUUUUAGGCAUUGUAACAAUUGAUGAAUAUUUCUUUUUCUUAUAU